Messenger RNA from Mugil cephalus (flathead mullet), 1741 nucleotides. RefSeq lists its product as uncharacterized. NCBI's taxonomy places the organism in Eukaryota, Metazoa, Chordata, Actinopteri, Mugiliformes, Mugilidae. The coding region runs from base 320 to 1126 and encodes 268 amino acids. The transcript has 2 exons. The record is from RefSeq and is a predicted model, not a curated record.
CACAUACACGUUCACCUGUUCCCUGGUCUGUAAACCGACCUGACGCGGAGGGAAAGGAGGCUGAGAGGCGGGAGCAGGAGUCGGUGGCGUCCACCUGACCAGCUCCACUCAUGCAUCAUUAAAGCUCAUGAAUCAUUGAUGCCGUCCCACCCACCCUCCACCCCCACCUCCCCACCCCCUGCAGGUCUUUUCAGUGAUCCACUCCGGAGCUGAAAUCCCUUUGGGCCGAUCAUGCUGUCGCUAUCGGAGCCGUCCGCCUCCAGCAGCAGGAGUCGGUUUCUGGGUUAGAGUGUUUUCAGGGAGCUUCUCCUCCUCUUAAAUGAGCGGCCCUCCUGGAGUCGCGCCCCCGGCUGCCGUCCUAGGCCUGGGCUUGGACGUCGGCGGCGGCCGCCCGUGGCACCAGAGGAGCAGAGCUUUGGUCCAGACCUACCUCCUCAGCGGCUCAGGAAGCAGAGCCGCCAAACCCCCCCUGAGGCUGCCCUCCCUGGUGGCUGCAGCCAAGGGGUCCCACAGGAGGGGCAGCAUGGCCCGACUCAGCCUCAGUGAACCAUCCCUCCUCACCCCUAAUGAGAAUUUACCCUCCGAGGGAUUCUCCACCAGCCGUCGCUCCAGUCUUUUCCAAAAGCGACCUCCUCCUCCUGCACCUCUUUCUUUGUUCAAGGCCUGCCACCCACCCGGGACUGGUCCUUCUCAUCAGCAGCCGGUCCAGAGCUUCAACAAACCGACCUACAUUCACUUCUCCCAGGCCAUCCAGCCCAUCUCCAAACCCAGGCCGGUGAGACGACAUUCUCACAACCCCUCCCUCAGCUCAGAGAUGGUGUCGGGCGACCUCCGGCCUUCGGCUGCCCAUCGUAACUCCUUGUCUCAGGUGGAGCCCCUGUCCGUGGUUGGGAAGACGUGCCUCCUGAGCUGCAGUCAACGCCCGGCUGCCGCUGGUCCUGCUCGCACUCAUCUUCACGUGUUUCUGCCCAGCGAGGCCGAAGGGGAGGAGGCCGACAGCGAGUCUGUGGACGAAGGGUUCAUGGAUGAACUGGACAGUAAGAUGACGUCGCUGAGGGUCCAGCAAAGAGCAACAAACACACAUAAAUACCACUCAGAGUCGAAGCAGAUGAAUCCUCUGCUGUAGUACUACUGCAUGGACACGCGCAUAUAGGCAGCCACGUUCUAGGUUUUGUUUCAAUUCAUGAACAUUGUAUGUAAAAAAGUGAUAUUUAGCCGUGGUUGAGCACAAAGCCAUAUCCAUGAAGAGGUGGUUUCUUCAGUUUGCCGUGGAAGAUCAGUGCUGAUGCUCUUCAAGUGAUUUAAUGAGGCGUCUGCAUGUGUUUGUCCACGAGGUCCAUCUCUUUAAACAUCUGUUUACACUGUAUGCUAAAAAAAAACACCCUGGAAAACAUAUGAAAUGAUGCAGAUAAAUAAGCUACAUAAGAAUAAUUAUUUUUAAAUAUGCCUGUUUGGGACCAAACCUGACGUAACCUAUAAAACACAGAUAGAAAUACUUUACUAUUAGAAUUUAGAAAACAUUUAAAUAUAAUCCUUGGUAUGUUUUUAGCAAAUAAGUUUGUUUUCAUGUGUUAUUCGCAUUGAUGUACAAACACUUUGAUUUCUAUCCUGUUCAUGUCAAAAGUUUCCUCAAGCAAUGUAGCACGUCGUGUUGUAUAGCUGAAUAAGAACCAGGAUGUAUUUCGACAGAAAACAUGUUUUAAAAAAAUGAAUGGAGUCAUUUAGAUGUGACGGGAUUAAG